Messenger RNA from Penicillium mononematosum, 1026 nucleotides. RefSeq lists its product as uncharacterized. The coding region runs from base 1 to 1026 and encodes 341 amino acids. The record is from RefSeq and is a predicted model, not a curated record. The transcript has 2 exons. Lineage: Eukaryota; Fungi; Ascomycota; Eurotiomycetes; Eurotiales; Aspergillaceae.
AUGAAGUACUGUGGCGUUGUUUAUGAUGUUGGAUUGAAGUUCGGGGACGAUGGAUUUUCAGUCGAACCCUUGGAUCCCGCUCUGGUAGAGUACGACAUGCGAACCAUCGCCAAGGACAUGCACGCCAACGCUGUGCGGAUCGAGGGGAGGAGAUACAUCGAUUGGCAACUGCUGCACGGGCUGCUCAUUCGAUGGGACUCACGGUGCGUCGACGGGACGUGCGCCUAUUUCGAAGAGGCCGCGAAGGCAGCGGAACGACUGCGGAACGAGGGUGUCGAUGUGAUUUUUGUUGCCGGCUGCGAGUACACAAUCUUCAGCAAAGGAGUCUUCCCCGGCGAAUCGUUCAAUGAGCGUGCAAUGUGGCUCGGUUCUCAAUACCCAGACGGCCGUAUGUCAGAAGAUAUUCCCCAGACCUUACGUGAGAAGUCCGUGGAAUUAAACAAGGUCUUGCGGUCUUUUGCUACGGUGGUUCGUGCCAAGUUUAAUGGGCCGCUGACAUAUUCGGCUGGCACCUGGGAACUUGCAGACUGGGACAUAUUCGACAUCGUCGGCAUCGAUUACUAUCGCCGCGGAGAGACCAAAGAGCAAUAUGUUGCAGGCCUUGAGCGCCACCGGUUCGAUAAGCCUCUCGUCGUUAUGGAAGUUGGUUGCUGCGCCUACGAAGGAGCAGCUGACCGCGGCGACGGCGGUUUCAUGCUUCUGAAGAGCACAAAUCCAGACGGCAGCGGCGUUUUCGAAGGCGACGUCAUCCCAACCAGGAGCGAGCGGGAGCAGGCUGAUUAUCUGAACACACAGCUCAGUCUCCUUGCUACUGCGGAUGUCCACGCGGUCUUUGUCUAUGUGUUUUCAUUCCCGUGCAUGCGAAGAGGGGAAGGUGCAAGUGACCUCGACAUGAUGUGUUUUUCAUUGGUCAAAUACUACCCGGAACAGGACCCGAGGUCGAAUGCUAUGCCUCCGUGGUCACCCAAGGAAUCCUUCCACCAGGUCGCCGACUUCUUUCGGUCCAUGCUGCAGCCGCAGAUUUAG